AUGGAAGAUGCCGAUAGACGAGUACGUUUCCGUAGCGCUUUCAGCGGUUAUGACUUGUGUUUACUGGGUGGUGGGGAGACGGGAGUGACUUGGAAAGGCAGCAUUUACAAACUGCUGUGGCCGAACCUGAUAUUGUUCACGAUAUGUUAUUUUUCGUUGAGUCUUACAUACAGAAUAAUAUUGACACAAUCACAAAGAGAUCUUUUUGAAAAAAUAUCGUUGCACUGUCAAAUGUACACCAAUCUGAUCCCUGUGUCAUUUGUGUUGGGGUUUUACGUUGCAGUUGUCGUUGGUCGAUGGUGGAAUCAGUACCUAAGUAUACCAUGGCCAGAUUCACUGGCUUUGUAUGUCAGCACGUUAAUUAUCGGGCAAAACGAACGCUCUCGACUAAUAAGAAGAACAAUAAUGCGAUAUGCCAACCUGUGCAUACUUAUGACUUUGACAAUGAUUUGUCCGGCAGUGAAAAAGAGAUUUCCGACAAUGGAUCAUUUGGUGGAGUCGGGAUUCUUAAUGACAGACGAAAAGGCACUACUCGAGUCAAUGGACAGCAAAACUAGUCACCCGAAUUAUUGGAUGCCGCUAGUAUGGGCCGCUACAAUUGUGACACAAGCCAAAAAGGAGGGACGUAUCACGAAUGAGUUUUCAAUAAAAACAUUGGUUGAUGAAAUAAACAAGAUCCGGUCGAAUUGCGGUAGCUUGCUAAGCUACGAUUGGAUUAGUGUGCCACUAGUUUACACCCAAGUAACGACAUUAGCUGUUUAUGUUUAUUUUGCUGCUUCGUUAAUGGGGAAUCAGUAUCUGGAUCCGCGCAAAGGGUACCCAACGCAUCCGAUUGAUUUAGUCGUCCCAAUAUUCACGUUUUUGCAAUUUUUCUUCUACAUGGGCUGGUUAAUGGUAGCAGAAACUUUAGUGAACCCGUUUGGUGAAGAUGACGACGAUUUUGAUGUGAACUGGCUUAUCGAUAGAAACUUACAGGUGAACAAAAUACACAAUAAUUGA
Messenger RNA from Acyrthosiphon pisum (pea aphid), 999 nucleotides. RefSeq names its product bestrophin-2. The record is from RefSeq and is a predicted model, not a curated record. Lineage: Eukaryota; Metazoa; Arthropoda; Insecta; Hemiptera; Aphididae. The transcript has 6 exons. Gene Ontology annotation, molecular function: chloride channel activity. Bases 1 to 999 code for a protein of 332 amino acids.